UGUUCAGUCCCAUUUCAAAACACACAGUGUGCAUAGGUCACAAUUUGCCUAUCACAGUAAACUGUUACUGUAAUUUGCAUCUAUGCUGCCGGACUAAAAAUAAUGUGAACACAGCAUGCUUUCUGUUUGGCUUGUCCAGUCAGGAGGAGGCAAAGAUCUGCAACAGCUGUAAGGAAAAAGGCAUAAUAGAGAGUAAGGCAUCAAAAGGAGGGAGGCAUACAUGCAGUACAGUGUGAGUAUGUGUUGUUUCUAACAGUGAGGUAGGUGGAGAGGAGGAACAGGAGAAGGAGGAGGAAGGGGUGCUUCCUCUUCGGUCCGGGCUGAGCUGCUGAUGUAUCCCAGCAGCGCUGGUCCAUAGCAACAGGAAACCUUGGUAUAAAACGCCGCGUCGUGGGGGGAACCCUCUUAAGUAUCUCUCAGCUGCAGCAUGAACAGGACCGAGAGCCUGAGAGUGUUGACUUAAUAAGACAAUGCCCAGCCUAAUCGUCGAACCACUCAACACACAGCACUUCAUCAUGGACCAAGAUGACACGAAGAGAAACAAGAACAUUGGAAAGAACUUUAUGUGCCGUCUCCAGUGCAUGUUCUCACACUCAUCGAGCUCUGAGAGGCUAAGUUUAGAAGAUACCCAACAAUGGUCACAGUCACUGGAAAGGCUUCUCGAGUCUAAAUAUGGAAUGGCCACGUUUCGCAACUUUCUCAAAUCUGAAUACAGUGAUGAGAAUAUUGAGUUCUGGCUCACUUGUGAGGAGUACAAGAAGAUCAAGUCUUCAUUCAGAAUGUCUUCAAGAGCCAAGAAGAUUUACGAGCAGUUCAUCAAAGCAGAAUCUCCCAAAGAGAUCAACAUCGACUAUCACACCCGAGAGCAGAUCAAAAGGAACGUCAAGACUUCCACCAUACACUGCUUUGACGACGCUCAGAAGAUAGUUUACGGGCUGAUGGAAAGAGACUCGUAUCCGCGGUUCCUCCGCUCGGACAUUUAUAGAACUCUCCUGGAAAACCUUUCCGCUGACGCCACGAAGGGAUGAAAAGACGCUCAGGGGGGAGGCAGAAAGAGAGAGAGAGAGUAAGAGAAAGAAAGAACAUAAAACCCCUCAACUGGAAUGUUUGAGUUCCUUCAGGAGGAAGGACUGACAACAAAGAAGGACGGAGGGUCAACCCGCGCGCUACACGGACACAUACAGAGGCCUCACACCUCCGCCGACGUCACUCCUGAAGCUAACUGUGUGCCUUAGUCCCGUCAUGGGAGGAUCCCAACACUGAGCAUGUCACACCUGAGGACUGUGUGAGAAGAAGACAAAUAAACACAACCAGCUUUUAAUGACCCUUUUAGUGUGUGUUUGCACUGGAUGACAAGUCUGUAUACGCGGGAGAAUUAACCACUUUUUGACAAUGAAUGAAUCACUGAGAGGACUGACGCCCGCUCUGGCUGUGGAGCUACGUAAGCAAACUAUGCAGCAGACCUCCUUUGGCCUUCUUUGCCGAGGUGUUUCCGGUUUCCUGUGCAGAUUGAGAUAGAGGAUGUAAGAAGCAACGGUCACACUUGAUUAGUUGUGUGUGUGUGGGUUUGUGCGUGUGCGUGUGUCUGAGAGAGUGCAAGUGAAUAUUGAGUUGUAGCUUUUAACGGCUUUUGAGACAGGAAAGGCUGUCCUAAAAAGAGUUGGACAAUUAUCUAAUGACAGCACUAAGGCAGACACCAAAUCCAUAGUGGACACAAGACUCAAUAGCGAUAUGUCAUCCUUAGUAAAGGGUUGCAGAAGGCCGCUUAGUUCUCCAAGAGGCAUUCUGGGACACUUUAAAAGGAGAUUUUUCUUGGUCGGCCCCAUGUGUUUUUUUCUUUUUUUAAACUGAUUUAGCUUCUACGGGUGAUAUUGUGUGCCACUAUUCAAUAUCAUCAUCCCUUUCAAAGAAAAAAACAGUGGCAGUUUAUUGUAUUUCCAUAAAAAUAUGGAUUCAAUAUAUUUUUUUGAUAACAAAACAUGUAUCUUGCACAUUUAUUUGCGUGGAAUCUGAACAAAAUUCUGCACUGCAGCAGUUAAAAAGAUCCCUUUUAGGGCCAGUGGGGUCUAACUGAAUUCCUCAGCACCAUUAACUUAGUCAAAACCAAAUUUUUAAAGCACUGAAGUGUCAAGAGUUGUGAUUUAAUGUACUUAACUAUUUGAGUGGAAUUCUAUAGAUAGAGGAUAAUUCACGUCGCAUGAUAGGAUGGUAAAACUCCUUGUAUAGCUUAAGAAUUUGCCUUAUUACUGCUUUCCAAAGCUUGUUGAUUGAAUGUAUUCUUUGGGGUUUAUAGUUAAUUUAACUUAAAAGUUGGACAGUGUAUUAUUUAUUGUUAUUUGUCACCAUUUGAGUAGAAUGUUUGUUGCGGUGUUGAAGUGCUUGUUAAAAUGUUAGUGAUUUGAAUGACAUUAAAUUAUUGCAUUAACAAUGGC
Molecule: messenger RNA, 2432 nt
Organism: Etheostoma cragini (Arkansas darter)
Lineage: Eukaryota; Metazoa; Chordata; Actinopteri; Perciformes; Percidae
Product: regulator of G-protein signaling 21-like
Exons: 5
Coding region: 471-1028 (185 amino acids)
Source: RefSeq, a predicted model, not a curated record